GGCGCCCGACACCGGCUGCACGAACUGGGCCGACAUCUCCCUGGGCGACCCCGUGCAGCAGUCUUCGGCGGAGGGGUGCGGGCAGCUCUGCCUGGACACGGCGGGCUGCGUGGGCUUCGGGUACCAGCCCGGGACGUGCCGCGUUGGAGAUUCUGGAGGGGAGUCGCUCCAAGGAGGCUGCUAUUUGUGGAACGGAGACUGUAGCAUGGGCGUCAACGAAUGCUGGGACGAGUACACGCUGACAAACGCGUCCACUACCCCCUCUGGGAACUCAUCGACAGCUUCAGCAACUACAGAACAAGCCGGCGAUGUAGCAGGCGGCGGGGACUCUUCCACGACGCCGGAGGCGGGCUCUUCGAAGACGACAACGGAGGCCAACUCUGCAACCACGCUGGAGGCCAGCACGGGCCCUGGCGCGCUGCCCGGCGCGCUGCCCCCGUGGUGGAUCACGCACGGCGUCCACCCCGCCAAGGAGAAG
Molecule: messenger RNA, 478 nt
Organism: Prorocentrum cordatum
Lineage: Eukaryota; Dinophyceae; Prorocentrales; Prorocentraceae
Source: the annotation of a GenBank genome assembly